AGGGAAGGGGCGUGAGAUUAUAAAUCCCAGUAUCGCCGUGUUCCUUUUUGUACCUUACACACUUUUAGCCUAAUCACCCCACGGCCACCAUCUGCUGCUCCCGAAGCAGAGGCUCAUACAACGGCGUCAAGCCUGGAGCUUUAAAGACAACAACGGGGUUUCCCGUUCAAAGCGCCACGGUUCGCAAGACAUUGGCUUAGCUGAGUGAGUUCGAUCACUGAAGCUAAAAUCGCCGUUGUUGCAGCCAGCCCACCAGUCGAAACAAAGUCACAUAAAUCAGGACAAAAUGGUGCAGAACAAAGUCACCGAGGUUACCGGAUUCCAUCGCUCCUUUAAGGGGCAAAAUCCUUUUGAAUCCGAGGAAUUUACCAAAAACGCAUCCCAUCUUCUUGACACGUCAUUCAACUUUGAUUGUUCUGCCCGACAUGACAUACUAUCCAGUCAGCCCAUCGACAUCCCAGACGCCAAGAAGAGAAACAAGAAGAAAAAGAGAUGCAGAGCAACCGACAGCUUCUCAGGGCGAUUUGAGGAUGUAUAUAAACUGCAGGAUGAGGUGCUAGGGGAAGGGGCAUAUGCCAGGGUGGAGACCUGCAUCAACCAAAUCACCCACAAAGAAUAUGCUGUGAAGAUAAUUGAGAAGAGGCCAGGACACAGCAGGAGUCGUGUUUUUCGAGAGGUGGAAAUGCUGUACCAGUGCCAAGGCCACAGAAAUAUUUUGGAGCUUGUGGAGUUCUUUGAGGAAGAGGACAAGUUUUACCUCGUGUUUGAGAAGCUGAGAGGAGGCUCGGUCUUGAACCACAUUCACAAGAGGAGAUACUUCAGCGAGCAGGAAGCUAGCAUUGUGGUGCAAGAGAUUGCGAGUGCGCUGGACUUCCUUCAUAACAAAGGUAUGGCCCACAGAGACCUGAAACCUGAAAACAUCUUGUGUGAAUAUGUGGACAGGAUUUCUCCUGUGAAGAUCUGCGAUUUUGAUCUGGGCAGUGGCAUUAAACUCAACAGUGACAGUUCACCCAUCUCCACUCCAGAGCUCCUCACUCCAUGUGGUUCUGCUGAGUACAUGGCCCCUGAAGUGGUGGAGGCCUUUAAUGAGGAAGCCACCAUCUACGAUAAACGCUGUGACCUGUGGAGCCUGGGGGUCAUCCUGUACAUCAUGCUGAGCGGGUAUCCUCCCUUCGUGGGGCGCUGUGGAAGUGACUGCGGUUGGGAGAAUGGAGAACCUUGCCAUGCAUGUCAGAACACCUUGUUUGAGAGCAUCCAGGAGGGCAAGUAUGACUUUCCAGAAAAAGAUUGGGCUCACAUUUCCUACAGCGCCAAAGACCUCAUUUCCAAACUGCUUGUACGGGACGCCAAGAAACGUCUCAGUGCCGCUCAGGUUCUCCAGCACCCCUGGGUACAAGGGGGUGCUCUUGAUUGUCUCCUCUCCUCCAUCCUGCCACAAAGGAAUAGCAGCACUAAGGACUUAACCUUCUUUGCCGGCAAGGCAUUUGCAAUGAACCGUCAACUGGCCGAGCAGGAUGACCUGGAGGAGCAGCAACAGCAGGACUCUCCUCAGGUUGUCACGAUUGGUGCCUCAUCUAUGCGCCUCUCCCCUCCCUCUAAUUCCAAAUUGGCCAAACGCAGACAGAGGAGCAGCAUGCUAAAGGGAGCCCCCGUCUCCGCCUCUGAGCUACGGCAACUCCUGGCACCGCUGGUCAUUGUGGGGGACUGCGCUUGAUUGGUUGAGCUGGGGUACCUGUACGGACAAACCAAUGAUUAUUUUCCACCUUCACCCCUCUUUUUGUUCCUUGGUCCAAUUGAAACCAAACUCUUCCCUAAAGUCCUAAAAUUUAGGAGUCUGUCUGUCCUAAAUUCUGUUUGACUGUUCCACCGGUGCAAACGCUUCUAGAGCACUUUUGAACAGCACUCGACAACCUGGGAACGACAGUCUAUUCGAUGUUGAGUUUAGGAUACUGGGUUACAUCAGGUAUUUUAGGAAUUUGUCAGAGCAUAAAAUACCAACUCUCACACACACACCAAAGGUCUAAUACCCAAACCUCCUUUAUGUGCUGCUUCCACUUUACAACUGGAUUCACUGUGAAUUUUCUCUAUGAGAGAUGAGUUUCUUCGUUUCAGGAAUGUUCCUCCUGUAUGCGUGCAAGCAUUAUACUCCCCCUCCCCUUCUGCAGAUACUGAAGAAUCUAGUUUGCGCUCAGGCAAUGCAGAUGAAGGUUGUUAUGACUCGUUUUAUUUUAGUGUAGAUCUCGUCUAAGUGAAGUUCUGAAUAGCGCCUCCAUAGCCUUUUAUUCAUUUCAUCUGUAAAAUAAUCCUCUGAUUUAGGAAUACCAGCAUCUUCUGUUAAUACUUAAGUGCCAUUUUAGUGGUAUUUCUAAUUCAUACUUGCAGAUUGCCCCAGUGUUCUUUCCAGCCAUUUUUUUUAUGUGAGGGUUUCACUUUGCAAACUUAAUUGGCAUGAUGGAUUCAUCCCAACCAAUGUCAAGGAAGCCACAACGGUUUCCAGUAACUUGUCACCAAAUAUCUUAUCAAUAGCUGCAUUAGAACAUUUAAGCACAAUAAGGUUCUAGUGGUUGGUGGUUUGACAAGCACACGUUUGCCAGUAUGGCUAGAUGAAUGCCGACGGGUGGCAUCAGGGAGUAAAGGCUUUGAGAGCGGACCGUUGUGGUACGCAAAUAUCGAACAAAGCGAUUUAUAAAUAGGAGGGGAGGGAGAGAUUUUUUUCAAAUAACACUUAAAAACUGAAAAAAAAAUAAAAAAUGGAAAAGCAUUCCAGGAAAAAGUAUUUAAAAAAUGUAGUCUUCCAAGACAAUGUAGCCGUAUGAGUGAAAUGGUCUAAGAAAUUUUACUUUUUUGUUUUUUAUAUGUUAAUGGUUGACUCCAACUCAGAGUGUGCCACACUGAUGUUUCAAACUUUGUUUAUCUUUUUAUUGAAAGAAUAUUCUAUUUUAUUUUUACAAAGGUGCUGUUCAGGUGGAACGUUAUAUUUUUCUUUUUGCAUAAUUUUUGUUACUUAUUGAUGUUGAUUUAUAUGCUGAAACGCGAGCGAGCGAGUGUAUGUGACUAGAGAAAACGAAGGAAAUUAAGAAAGAGGCUGAUAGUGCAGGUCUGUUGUUCAACUGUUUUUGUUUUGGCCUUCAAAGUGACUUUCGGGUUGUUUAAACUCCUUUUUUCUCUGUAAUGCUUGAUGGUUUUCAUGGGAUGCAACAAAUUUUGCCAUAGGGUCUGGGAGUGCUGAUCUUGGAUCAGCUUAAGCCAUUUACACGCUAACUCCUACGACACAAGUAUAGAUCACGUGCCUCUCGGAGGCUAUGAAAUCGACAAGCAUUAUUAUCAUCAUUGGGAGUUUGGUUUGCUCAAGUGUAUGAUCCUCUUGAAUGUUUUCAGCGCAUCACCAGUUCUGUCGUGUGGUGCUCUGAAAUAUAUAAAACCUAAUGGCAGGCCUUGGUUUUGAAGGACCCAUUAUGCUGAUUAAUAUGACACUGAUUGUAACCUUUAUUGAUUUUCUUUAAUACUUUGAAAAUGUUUUUACCAAUGCAUCUUUUGUGGGGGUUUUAUGUCUUAUAGUAAGACUUUAAUUGUAUGUACAGUGGUUUCCUCAUGUUUUGUUCAGGAAACUACUUUGCUACAAUGAUGUACAAAUGGUAAACUGAAGCGUUCGUAAGCUAAAUUUAAAGCAAUUUUUGGUCUGGGAAAUACAAUUUCUGACACUUCUCUUCAGUAUAUAUUUUUUUUCUUUUUUCUUUAUAUUGCCGAUUUCUCAGAUAUUAAGGUUUGUAUUUCCUGAAGUGUCUGUGGCACUUGGUAUAUCCUCAAAAGCCCCUGUGCCUCUGACAAAAGAUUCACCUCUGUUUUACCCAUGGAGGAGUUAUGGGUUGCCUUGUAUUAACAAAUCUGACUUCUAUUCUCAAGAUUUCUUAUUUGGGGUGUGUAGAAUGUUCUUGUUUUACGCAGCCCCAUAUUAGCCAUUGCAAAACAAAUGUUAAGUAUUGUAGUAUGACCCAAUGUCCCACCCAAACAUUCUUGGGAUAAGAGUAUUCAGGUACACAAGAAUCGAUUAUUUUAUCCUCAAAAUGUGACCCUCUAGUCUGAAAGCUAUUGUUUUUGAAGCACUGUUUGUCUGUUUCUAAAUUCCAAAGUUUGUCCAAAAUACAAAUUGGGGUAAAAAUCACCUGAGACGACAUGGGUAUUGAUUUAAGAAGCACUUUACUGUACCAUGUGGCUGAUUGCAGUUCACUCGAAGCUAAAUUUAUGACUGUUGUUGCUGAUUUUUGUAUUGUUUUGUACAAAACAAACCGACAAAACACAAUAAAAUGCUUUGAACAUA
This is a messenger RNA of Triplophysa dalaica, 4318 nucleotides long. It is a transcript of the gene mknk2b, whose product is annotated as MAPK interacting serine/threonine kinase 2b. The coding region runs from base 287 to 1714 and encodes 475 amino acids. The record is from RefSeq and is a predicted model, not a curated record. The transcript is spliced from 14 exons. Gene Ontology annotation, cellular component: nucleus; cytoplasm. Lineage: Eukaryota; Metazoa; Chordata; Actinopteri; Cypriniformes; Nemacheilidae. Gene Ontology annotation, biological process: protein autophosphorylation; intracellular signal transduction; peptidyl-serine phosphorylation. Gene Ontology annotation, molecular function: calmodulin binding; calcium-dependent protein serine/threonine kinase activity; ATP binding.